AUGGAAGAAUAUUUUUCUGCCGUCCACAAAAUGGAACAAACAGUCCUGUUUCCUAGCCUUCUGCAAGAGGUCUCUUUGGAAUCGCAGGACGAUGUGUUUGAUUCUGGCUCUGGUGGAAAAGACCUAUAUGAAUAUUAUAUGUUAUUGAAAUCCAUCAAACUGGUUGUUGAAGGUGGCCUAGUGCCUCUUGACCACCAGAAGCCUCCCAUUGUCGCCCGAGGGAAAGAACAGGAGAUCAAGGAAGAAGAUUUGGAAGGUUUCUUUUAUUACCAUGUGUCCAGUUUGUACCGUAUCCUCACCCAGCUAACCAGGAGAGCCAAUGCUGUGACUUCCAAAUACAAUGAAAUUAUGGGUCAGAUUAACGGGAACGAAAAGAGGCUCAGCUUCUGA
Molecule: messenger RNA, 390 nt
Organism: Sceloporus undulatus (fence lizard)
Lineage: Eukaryota; Metazoa; Chordata; Lepidosauria; Squamata; Phrynosomatidae
Product: thyroid hormone-inducible hepatic protein-like
Exons: 1
Coding region: 1-390 (129 amino acids)
Biological process (GO): regulation of lipid biosynthetic process
Cellular component (GO): cytosol
Source: RefSeq, a predicted model, not a curated record